CUCCCGCGGCGGAGCAGGAGCCGGAUGGUCAGAGGAGCCCGGCAGCCCCAACAGCCGCGAAGUCGCCUGGUCCCUAGACUGACUGGCACAGUGGAGAAACCGCCCCGCAAACGGAAAAGCAGUCUUGCUAAGUUGCCCACACUGGCCUCGAACUUGGGAUCCUCCUGCCGCAGUCUCCUGCAUAUGUGGGAUUGAAGGUGUAUGCUAUCUCAUCCAGCUGCCUUUCCUCAUCUUAAAUAUAAAUGACUGAAUUUGCUCUUAAAGAAAUCAUGUCCUCUGGAGGUGCUGAAGAUGACAUCCCACAGGGAGAGAGAAAAACAGUCACAGAUUUUUGUUAUCUUCUGGAUAAAUCUAAGCAACUGUUCAAUGGUUUAAGAGAUUUGCCACAGUAUGGACAGAAGCAGUGGCAGUCCUACUUUGGAAGAACUUUUGAUGUUUACACCAAACUCUGGAAGUUCCAGCAACAGCAUCGACAAGUUUUGGAUAAUCGGUAUGGCCUGAAGCGGUGGCAAAUAGGGGAAAUUGCUUCCAAGAUUGGGCAGCUAUACUACCAUUAUUACUUACGUACUUCUGAGACCAGCUAUCUGAAUGAAGCUUUCUCCUUCUAUUCUGCCAUCAGACAGAGAUCAUAUUAUUCUCAAGUCAAUAAAGAGGACAGACCUGAACUAGUAGUUAAGAAGCUGCGCUACUAUGCAAGGUUUAUAGUAGUUUGUCUUCUUCUCAACAAAAUGGAUGUUGUGAAGGAUCUGGUAAAGGAAUUGUCAGAUGAAAUUGAGGAUUACACACAUCGUUUCAAUACUGAAGAUCAAGUGGAAUGGAACUUAGUGCUUCAAGAAGUAGCAGCUUUCAUUGAGGCCGACCCUGUAAUGGUGUUAAAUGAUGAUAAUACCAUCGUUAUCACAUCCAAUCGCCUUGCUGAGACAGGAGCCCCAUUGCUGGAGCAGGGGAUGAUUGUGGGACAGUUGUCUCUCGCUGAUGCGCUCAUUAUUGGUAAUUGUAAUAAUCAGGUUAAAUUCAGUGAACUAACUGUUGACAUGUUUCGGAUGUUACAAGCCCUGGAAAGAGAACCAAUGAACUUAGCCUCUCAGAUGAACAAGCCAGGAAUGCAGGAAUCUGCUGACAAGCCUGCCAGACGAGAAAACCCCCAUAAAUAUCUGCUCUACAAACCAACCUUUAGCCAACUCUACACAUUCUUAGCAGCAUCUUUUAAGGAGCUGCCUGCCAAUAGUGUGCUUCUGAUCUACCUGUCAGCCACUGGAGUUUUCCCCACAGGUCGUUCUGAUAGUGAAGGUCCUUAUGAUUUUGGAGGUGUACUUACUAAUAGUAACCGAGAUAUUAUAAAUGGAGAUGCUAUCCACAAACGAAAUCAAUCCCAGAAGGAAAUGCACUGCCUUCAUCCUGGAGAUCUCUACCCUUUCACAAGGAAGCCCCUGUUUAUCAUUGUGGAUUCUUCCAACAGCGUUGCAUACAAGAACUUCACAAACUUGUUUGGACAGCCCCUAGUCUGUUUGCUUUCUCCUACGGCAUAUCCAAAAGCUUUACAAGAUCAAUCUCAGCGAGGUAGCCUCUUCACUCUGUUUUUGAACAACCCUCUAAUGGCCUUCCUGUUUGUGUCUGGAUUGUCAAGCAUGCGUAGAGGUCUAUGGGAAAAGUGCCAAGAAUAUCUUCGAAAAAUCAACCGUGAUAUUGCUCAGCUACUGACCCAUUCACGUUCAAUAGAUCAGGCAUUUCUCCAGUUUUUUGGAGAUGAAUUUCUUCGCUUACUUCUCACAAGAUUUAUCUUUUGUUCAGCCACCAUGAGGAUGCACAAGAUUUUUCGGGAAACACGAAAUUACCCAGAAUCAUACCCACAGCUGCCAAGGGAUGAAACUGUGGAGAAUCCUCAUCUCCAGAAGCACAUUUUGGAAUUAGCAUCCAUUCUGGAUGUUCGAAACGUCUUCUUUGAAAAUACCAUAGAUGACUAUUAAAACACAAACCCUCUUGUUGAAACAGUUUUUCAUUUUUCACAGAUUUUAAAUGGUGCAGUUUUCUAAUGUGACAACAGACACACAGUGUGUUACUUAGUUUUUAUUUUUUGAUUUAGGGACUACCAUUUUAAAGGCAAACUGAAAAAAAUGUUCAAACUUUUAGGGUAACUUUUAAAAUGCAGUCUUUCAAGUCUUUUAGAAACUCAGUUUUUAUUUUUGGGUUUUGAUUACCUCCAACAUCCAGUCAUAUACUUAAAUAGUCACUGUUUUCACCCUGAGAAGAGUAAAUUGUGUAUUUUUUAUAAUGAGAAAAAUCCAGCUCCUGUACGUGGACCUUAAAUGUCUGGAUUUGGAAAAUAUGUAAUUGUUCAUAAUGACAAACUGGCUAGCAUGGACUACUGAAAAGCAAGAACAGAGCCUUUCCAUAAUAUUUCUUUUUAUUCCAAAUUAGUAGGUAAAAAAAAGUGUGCUUUUUUUUGGUACCGGGGAUCAAACUCACAAUCUUGCACUUACUAGGCAGGCACUUAUGCCACUGAGCUAAAUUCCCGGCCUCUAAUGUGUGCUUCUUUUGAAGUGUAAUCCAUGCAAGUCCUGAUCAUUAAAUACCUUUAAAUUCUGUCAAAAAUUCAGAAGUGGUUUAGGGUUGAUUUUUUUUUUUUUUUUUUUUUUUUAUAAAAGCUAAAUCUUUUAGCUGGGACUUGAGGUGAUAAGUGAGUAUUGUGUUAUUAUGAAAUUCGUUUGAAAAUUUUAUUUCUAUUCAGUCUUUGCUGGAAAUGAAAAAAAAACAAGUUUUAAAUAUUUCAAUAAAAUGUCAGGUUAUUAAUUUCCUAAUACACUGUCGUUAGGAGUUCUACUUAAUAUCUUAAUUUAGAAGGUCAAAUUUAAAAACUGGAUUGAUAUCUGUAGCAUAUUAUAUAGUUUCUCUUUGCCUAGUUCAAAUUUAUGAGACUUCAAAAUCAGAGAUAAUAAUUUUGGUUAAGUGUAACUUGAUACUAUGAAACUUAAAGCAAAAGUUGAUUUUGCUUUGAAAAUUUGGAAAUAUGUUUUGCUAAAAACUCUUAAUUAUUGUAUAUUCAUGCACCAGUUUUAUAUGAUUUUUUUUUACUUUUUUAAGUAGGAUUCAGAAUAUAAUAAGUUUUUGUGUUUUAUCCUUUUAUUUCCUUCAUAGCUUCAUAAGCACUAUCUGUGUAAGGUUCUUCCCCAUAUUUUUAUAACAUUUCAGUUCACAAAUUACCUAUCAAUCAGAAAGCCUUUUUAUCUGUAUAGGCUGUCUAGAAUCAGAUUCACCUUUGGCAGUACCAGGCAAUAUGAGGCAGUUGCUUUUAGUAACUUUCCUAUGGUCUCUAGGGAAGUUUUACUGUAAUAUUUUUAACUUGGCUUUCAUUUCUUGCCUAAAGAAUAAUUUGGGUCUAAGUUAUUCCUAUACUGGCUUUAGUCUGCUAAUUUUUUAUCUGAAGUCUUGAAAUUAUUGCUCUUAGAUUUAGGUGUUCGUUUACUUUUAAAAAAUUAUUAUUAUAUAUAUUCUUUCAAAUGGUAUUUCAGAAAGCUUGAGAGAAGCCUAUAAAGAUUUCUUUUGCAAGUGGCUUAUUUUUCAUUUUCCGAUGGACUGCUUCCUGUUCUGCAUGUCUUAACAAAUCGUAUAGGUUUCUUUCCUAACGGUGUUCACCUGACUGCAUCAGUAGCCCAUCUUCAGUUAUCUGGUCUCUUUAAUCCAGCUCCCAUAAAGUUCUCUGCCAGUUAUUCUCCUACGAACAUACUUCCUGUUUUCAGAUGUUUAAAGUAAUAUUUAUUAUUCUGGGCUUUUAUCCUCACUUGUUAAGCAUGAGGAAUACUGAUCUGAGGCCCAGGAAACCUGAGUUUUAAUAGUGGCUUUCUUAUUAAGUAGCAUUGUGCCCUUUGACAAGUGUCUUCAUGUUCUGCUUUUGAGCGCUCCCAUGUGUAACACAAGACUCAACCCAAAGUCUGUGAGUCUACAGCUAGGACUCGUACUUCCGGAGAUCAUGAUUUCUCUACCAUUACCACCAGGAAAACUAGUUUCUGUGUUUUUAGUAGACACAACAUUCUUAUUGAGAUCAUGUAUUGUUUCAUCCAUACCCUUAGAAGACAUGUUUAUUGCCCAACCACUCUACUCCACAUUUUCAGAGUGUGGAGAAGCAAAAUAGACUUUAAAGUGCUUAUCUUUUGAAGCUUACAUUCUCUAGGGUUUUUGGUUUUGGUUUUGGUUUUGUUUUGUUUUGUUGGUACCAGGAAUCAAACUCAGGACCUGGCACUUGGCAGGAGGGUACUGUGCCUUUGACCUAUAUCCUUUACAUUUUCAAAGAGAGAGUCACGCAAUAAACAGAAAUUAUUAGAUUUAUGUUAAAAAGAUAAGCAGGAUGGAGAAUUUUUAGAACAUGGGAAGGAAAUUUUUUUGUUUGUGUUUGAGAGAAGAGCAUUGUCAUGGGCUAGGGUUAUAGCCCAUGAUAGUCAGGCUUAGUCACAUAAGCGCCUGUCUGACAAGUGCGAAGUCCUGAGUUCAAUUCCAAGUACCAAAAUAGAUAAAAUAAAAUAGAAGAGAUACCAGAACUGAGCAUGAUGUAGUGUAUGCGUGUAAUCCUAGCACUCUAGGAGGCUGAAGGAGGAAGAUCUCAAAUGUGGGCCCACCAUAAGCAACUUAGCACCAUAGCAAGACCUCAUCUCAAGAUAGAAAGGACCAAGAAAUGUAGCUCAGUGUGAAGCCCUUAGGUUCAAUCCCUAGAGCAAAAAGGAAAGACAAAUCAGUGUAUGUGUCAUUGAGAAGGUCAUGUUUUCUUAAAAACUCUAUUUUUGUCUUUAUUUUUAAUUAUAUUUUUAAACACAUACAGAGGCUGGUGAUUGCUUCUUUUGUACUCUUCAUUCAGCUUGUAUGGUUUCAGGCAUUAUUUUAAUCACAAAAUGUAAAAGGACAAUGGGCUUAGUGUGACAGAUUCUGUAUUUUAACUGUUUGCCAGGCUUCUUUAGACCAAUUUCAAGCCCUAUUUAAUUUUAGAAUUCAUAAAAAUUUAAAUAUUAAGCUGAGCGUGGUGGCUCACACCUGUAAUCCCAGCACUCAGGAGGCUGAGGUGGGAGGAUUAUUGGGAGUUGGAGACCAGUUUGGGCUACAAAGUGAGCUCAAGGCCAGCCUGAACUGCAUAGUGAGACCCUGUCUCAAAAAAGACCAAAAAAAAAAAUUUUUUUUAAAUAUUGGCAUCAAUAGCACAGCAACACAAUGGGAAACAACUUUUUCAUUUUCAGAUUGCGCAGGUUCUCCACGGAGAUUUCUGCAGUCACUGACCUCUUUUACUAAUCACUGCAGAGAAGCUGGCCAUAACGGGGGCACACCUGUAAUCUCAGCUGCAUGGGAGGCUGAGGCAGGAGGAUCACAAGUGCAUGCUGUAUGUUCCAUCACCAGUAACCAAACCAAGAAAGAGGUAAAAAAUACAGUGUGCAAACUAGGAAACAUAAAAUUGUAAGAAAUCAGUUAUAACCAAAACAUAAUUAACUCAGUGGACUUUUCUUUUUCUUACCCUGAUGUUUCUGAAGUUGGCAAAGCAACUGUUUUCCUUGUUUCACAGAAGAGAAAGCUGUGAUCCAGAAAACUAUCUGAUUAUUCAUAUAAUGAUAGAGCUGGAACUAAACUCAGAUCUCCUAAUCUCAGGCCAGUAGCCCCAGUAGUCAAGACUGCUUUCUUAUAAUGAGCAAGGAACAAAUUAUUAAGGGGCUCUGUCUUGGCGCAGAGCAUCAUGAUAUUCUUUUUAUCAAAAAUCUUUUUUUUGAGACAGGGUCUUGCUGUGGAGUUUAACCUGGACUUUGAACUUGUGUGAUCCUCUGCUUCACCCCUGAGUGCUAGGAUUACAGGCAUGCACCACCACACCAGGCACUCAUCAAUUCCUGAAACCAGUAAAUCAGCUCUGCAAAAUUUUUCUUAAUUAUGAAAAUCUGAUUUUAAUCAGGAUAUAUUCUUUGUAUGUAUGAGUUUUUCUCAUAGAAAAUGGUGCUCUCAAAAUCUCUCAAAGCACAGAAUUUAUCCUUUGCACUUUUACCAGAUUGAAAUGUGAAGCAAACUGCAACCCAGUCAUGUCAGAUGUGUUCCUGAUGCAGGAGCAGGAUUUUAUUUUCCUCUGUUUAUGGCUGCUGCCCUUUAUUUUCUUCGUGCAGCUGAGUUUCUUGAAACAUAUUAAGUGGCAAUUGCAUUGAAUUUAAUUCUCACAAAAGGGGAAGCAGAGUCAGAAGAGGUGGCACCUAUCUGUAAUCUCAGCACUGUGGGAGGCUGAGGUGGAGAAUUGUGAGCCUGAGCAAUUUAGCGGCUUUGCCAGAUCUUGUCCCAGAAUAAAAAUUAAAGGCCUGGAGAUAUGGCCCAGUGCUGUGGGGGAUAGGGAAGUGUAGCAGAUCAAAUUGCUUCCUUUUGUAAUUUUCUCCACAUUUAAUUUUUACCGUGUGAUUUAUCAUCCUUUUAUCUCUGAGAAGUGCUUUGGAUCCAGUUGAAAAAUCUUACACUUAUACAUAGAAAUGAGUAAUCAGCCUGCUAUCCAGAGAAUAUUCUGGACUGGAAAUAUAGUAAGAUGCCAAGAUACGCAAACUUGAAACUGCCAGUAAUUCACAGUCACUUGCCCCACACUCCAUGAGUAAAUGAUUUGAUAUGGAUAUGGAUGCUUUGAGUCUGUUGGUGGUAUUUUGGGUGUUUAUGUUUCCGUGUGUUUAUUUGGAGAAUAUAUUUACACUGAGGGCUCUCUUUUGACCUUAUUUAUUUAAAAUUCCUGUUUUAUUUUUAGUGGCAUGUGUAUAUUUUUGUGAUGCUAAAUACAAUCUCUGUGUAUAGGUUUUGUAUAUAUGUAUGUGUACAUAUUUGUAAAUAUGUUGGUUGCAGUGAUGCGGUUACAUGUAUAUUAUACCCAUACCCAUUGUGGGCUGAAUUUAUUUAAGUUCUGUGAGGACAUCCUAGUGGCAUUGUUCAUGCUGCUGUAAUUAGGUUGUGGCUAGAUCUCAUUCACGAGCUUCUAUUUUGAGGGGCUUGUAUUGGGAUAAAAUGGGCUCAUUUGGAGUUGAAAUUAAUGAUAUGACAUUAACAGAAAGCUGGACAUUUUUAACUUUAAAAUCAUUUGCAAGCUUCCAUUUAAAUUGAUGGUAAAUUAAACUUGGAAAACCUAAGUAUGUGAAACUGAGACACCAACAAGUUCUUAAGCUGUUUUAAUCAUUUAUUUUGUUGACCAAUAAUUGAAUAUUAUUAUGGAGUAGUAAAUUGUUUAUACUAUAUUGAAACUUAAGGGGUUAUCGAAAAAUUACUCAAACCAUAUUUAAAAAUAGAAAUCUGUCUUUUAAUUGGGGGAAGUAUGUUCCUAGUUGUCAUUUCAACACCUGAUACUAAAUUUUAAUUUUGAAGUAAAAUUUUAUCAGUGUGCUUCAUUUUAUAUGUGUCUCUAUGAGGCAGGAAAGGGAGCGCAGCUCCUGAAGGCCCCACCUACAUGGCAUAAGACUUAAUGAGGAAUAGGAGGUUGUUAGUCUGUAUAUUUGCAGCAGCUUUGGUUUAGUCCUGUCUAAACAUUUCCAACUAUACAUUUUUUGUAUUGGAAUCGCAUAUCAAAGAUGAAUAUUAUCUAGCUGGGGCUGUACCUCAGCAAUAGAACACAUGCCUGGCAUGCUUCAGCCCCUGGGUUUGAUCCCUACCACCACAAAAACAAAAACAAAUAAAUAAAGAUGAGUAUGCUUACCUGAAAAAAUGUUUCCAGUGAAUAAAAUGCCUCCAGUUGUAUUCCUGAAUCUCUGUGAGACCAAUUGUGUUUUGCAAUUUGACACGAUAUAGUUUUUAAUAUUAGCUGCAUGGUGUGCUAUAAAAGUCUGGGCCUUCUAACCUCUACCAAGGAUGAUAGAAUUAGGGAGGCUACAAUUAUAGAAAAUAUGUGCAGUGCCAAUUUGUGAAUCUAUGGGAUAUUGCAGAAUAUCAAUGUUUGACUACUCUUGUCUGCAGUUGACAUGUAUAUUUGCAUGAAUGAAUGUAAGAGAUGUUGAAUCUACACUUAAGUACACUCACUGCAGAAAUUAAGGGUUAUUUUUGCAUGAUAAAAAUAUAACUACAACACAACUUUUUACCCCAUUUUUCUGAUCAAAUCGACCUGCUCCAACAUUAUUGUAAAAUAAAGUGAGGAAUAAAUUCAGACGUCAGUACCACCAUCCUCAAAUUGUCACGUUUGCUGCCCCACUGUAUUUUUAAUAAAAUAACCAACUAUUCAUAAUAUUUUUCAAUUACUGUAUGGUAUUAAAUUUAAAAUCAUUAUAGGCUUUUUCUUAAACAUUAAAAUGCAAUAAUAUAUUAUUUCUGAGAAAUCACUGAAAAUAUCCAUAGGGUAUGAUGUUUUGUAGUUUUAAUAACCAAAUCAUUUUUUCAGUGUUAAAGAGUAACAGAGCAGAUAGUAUGCUGUCUCAGAUUCAUGGAACUGACUCAGAACCAAUGUGGACAUUAAUUUGAGGAAAGUAACAGCAAUAAAGUGUACAUUAGAUAAGAUUGACCCUGUGGAUAUGACUUCUGACCCUAAGGGUUGUAAAAGCUGGUUAAGUCCGCAGUUGGGACCAGUUUACUUUUUAAAAGAAAAUAAGAAGUAAUUCAUUUUUUUUCUAAUUUAGAAUUUUAAAACAUACUAUGUCCCAGCUUCACUUUUUGAACACAGAAUCUUAAGCAUAUCUUGUUUUAAGAGAAAAUGAUCUGAAUGAAAGCCAUCACCUAUUGACAGGAAAGAUACCAAGUUGAUUUAGGGGGAUAUACACUUAAUUAGGUAAAGAAAUGUAUUAAGUAUAACUAAUUUGCUAGUGCCAUAGAAAUGUUUUCUUUGUAUUUUUGUAAAUAUAAAAUGUUUGCUUAAGCUAAAAUUGUUUUUCACUUACUGCUUUUGUGAAAUAGUAACUUUUGAGAAUUCCAUUUUUACAUAAUAUUGUCAUUUAAUCACUGAAGUACCAUUUCCUAAUUUUAAAAUAUCUGUUAAUUUCUUUUAUGGUUUUAAAAAUUAUUCUUAAACUAAUGAGAUGUGUGUGUAUUUAGGAAAUAAAAUUGAACAGCAGAUUCAGUUUUCUAAUAGUUUGAAGUACAUUAUAUUACAUAUCAACUUAGUCAAACCUGACUUUCAUUAUAGAAUAGACUAUACAUUGGGAAUAUUUUCCUGUUUUAGUAGACAAUUCCAGUCUAUAUCCUAAGACAAUCAUCCUAUUUAGGUGUAAUACUGUUAUAAAGACAUCAGUAAUUUCAGGUUUUAUGUUUUUACUUUUCUCAUAGGCUUAUGGAAUGAAAAUUAUAGGCCAAGUUACACUUUCUUAGGAAAGAAAGAAUUAAAGCUAGACUUCUUACAGGUCUGCAUGAAAGAAAGAUAAUUAAAAUUUUUAUGUAUAUAAUUAAUAUUUUCUCACUUGAAAAUAUUGUGAAUGUCCACUUGUCCCUGAUCAAAGUUGAGAUUUAUAAAUAUUUGAACAAUAAAUUUUCUCAGACAUCAAGGCAAUAUGAGUAACCACUGUAAAAUAUAAAAUAAUGAUAUAUGAUUGCCCCCAAGUAAAUAUUUCCAAACCAUGGAGAAAUAACCACUGUAUUUUCUUCAAAAUCCUAUUCUUACUCUCCUUUGCACACUUUUUUUAAUGGUAUUAGGGAUCAAACUCGUGACCUUGCAUUUGCCAGGCAGGUGCUGAGCUGCUGAGCUACAUCCCCAGCCCUAUUUUUUUUCUAAAAUAAAAAACGCAGGAAAAAAACACUUAAAGUACCACUGUAAGAAUUUUUAGUAACAUUUCCUGAAGAAUGGGUUGUCUUUAAACUCUUGUAGCAUUAUUAAAAUGACCUAAUAGUGCAGUAAAAUAAUUUAGAACUUGAGUUUUAUGUCAUUAUAGUUAAUAAAUGUAUUCCUUUUGCCAAAUAGACCAUAUGAUUAGUUUUCCAACUGUUUUUGUUUUUAAUAAACUUUUCUGGUCAGCUAUCUGAGAGUCCUAUAUUUUGCAGGAUUCUUCCAGUUGAGGUAGAAGUCUUAGAUAACAGAAACGGAGAUGGCAGUGUCCUAACAUUUCCAUAGUAGAGGUUACACGUGAAAUUUAUCCAAAUGGGUUUUCUUGUGUAGCUGCAGUAUAAAUAAUGUAUUAAUCAAGUCAGAUAAAGCAGUUAUAUAAAUCACUUUUUACUUCAGUCCAGAGAUUCUUAUAAUUUCAGGCCACUUUAUUAUUUUCUAUGAAAUGUUACCAUUGUAAGGCUGAGUAUUCUUUUACAUUAUUCAAACAUAAAUUAAUUUAGUCAAAUAGUUAAAAUAACUUGAUUUUCUCCCCUGAAAAUAAUGGAACCUGCUAUCUGCAUCAUGAUCAUUAUAGGCAAAAAUGCACUUGUUUAAAUCAUAGCAGAAAUUACAUUUGGACACUAUAAUUACUUGAUUUCUAGUGGUGUGAAAUGCUUUUUAAAAAUUGUGCUUGUCUGUAACCAAAAUGUUAUAGAAUUGUAACAUGAUAGACUAUAGAGUUAUAUUUAUUAGCUCUACUCAAGCGAUUGAAGCACAAUGAUUUUCAUGUAACAAUCCUUAUCAAAGUGCUGCUAAUGUCGUGCAAAUAAUGAAGCUACUUGGUUGCCUAUCUAGCUAUUCACAGAUCACUGUAAUCUUUGAGACAUAGUCUUGUUCAUUUGUAUUAGUUUGAGUGUUGUGGGUUAAUACUUUAGAACAAAUUUCAUCAACUCAGCUGUUAGAUCAUUUGAUUUUAUUAGAUUUUAUAUGUAUUAUCCAUAGAAUAAAUUUUGAAGGGGCUACUUGUUACCAACAACUGUGGGGACAUUAUAUUGUUAGUAUCACUUGAGCAUUUGUAGUAUUUUAAAGUCUUGUCUGUUGUGUUUCUAAACUGCUUAAGCCAUACAGGAUGUUUUUUGUUUCUUUUCUUUCCAGUAGUCUUUCAGCUUUGUUAUGGUUAAUAUUUAAUAGAUUUUAAAAAUUGAAAAGGUUCUUCAAAUAUUUUCUGGAGUUCAUCAUAUCCGCUCUUAUUUGAUAUGUAAUUUGUCGUAAAAGAUAGCAAGCCGCCUUUCACCACUUCACUAAAUCAAUUUCAAAGUAAACACUGUGAUUCUGCAGAGCAGAUUCCAUAGGCUUUCCAGUUUUUUUCCUAUUACACAGUGCCUGCCACUUGAAGGCACUUAAAUACUAGAAAAAAAAAAAAAAAAAAAAAAAACGUUUUGAUGUUUGUUGAGAUAACAAAUACACAAUAUUUGAUCUUUAUUAGUGCAUUAAAGCAAUUUUUGCAUUGAUAAAUGUCUAGGAAUGUGAUUACAUUCAUCAGAUGUGAACUCUUGUAAAUGAGUUUUGUAUUUUGAAUCCACGUAUAUCAAGUGUAUCAUCAAUAUAAAAAUAAACAUUAUUUGCUUACA
This is a messenger RNA of Cavia porcellus (domestic guinea pig), 11328 nucleotides long. RefSeq names its product suppressor of cancer cell invasion (gene Scai). The coding region runs from base 243 to 1967 and encodes 574 amino acids. Gene Ontology annotation, molecular function: transcription corepressor activity. Gene Ontology annotation, cellular component: nucleus. The transcript is spliced from 19 exons. Lineage: Eukaryota; Metazoa; Chordata; Mammalia; Rodentia; Caviidae. Gene Ontology annotation, biological process: DNA-templated transcription. The record is from RefSeq and is a predicted model, not a curated record.